Molecule: messenger RNA, 1663 nt
Organism: Lontra canadensis (Northern American river otter)
Lineage: Eukaryota; Metazoa; Chordata; Mammalia; Carnivora; Mustelidae
Product: proteasome activator complex subunit 3-like
Exons: 1
Coding region: 1-744 (247 amino acids)
Biological process (GO): positive regulation of endopeptidase activity; regulation of proteasomal protein catabolic process; regulation of G1/S transition of mitotic cell cycle
Cellular component (GO): cytoplasm; proteasome activator complex; nucleoplasm
Molecular function (GO): endopeptidase activator activity
Source: RefSeq, a predicted model, not a curated record
AUGGCUUCCCCGUUGGAGCUGGAGAAGGACAUGCAGGGGAAGGUGGGUUCGUUUCGAGCCCGCAUCGCGCAGGAGGCCGAGGAUCUGGUGUCCACCUUCUUCCCUCAGAAGCUGUCGGAGCUGGACAGUCGGGUCCAGGAGCUGCAUCUGCAAGACCUGUCCGGAAUCCGCUCGGUGCCCGCCCUGGAGCCCACCGCCGUGCCCGACCCCGUGGGGGACGCGCCCAACCGGGACCCGCCACCGCCGCUGCAGCCCCAGUCCUCGCUCAAGGUGCCGGCCCUGCCCGGGGGCGAGGGACGGCUGCUGCGGAGCAACCAGCAUCUGGUGGGGCUGAUUGAGCGGGUAAAGCCCGAGAUCGAGCUGCUGAGAGAGAAGUGCAACACGGUGCGGAUAUGGGUGCAGCUGCUCAUCCCGAAGGUGGAGGACGGCAACAACUUCGGCGUGUCCAUCCAGGAGGACACCGUGGACCAGCUGUGGACCGUGGAGAGCACCGCUGCCUCCUACCUGCGCCGCUUCUCCACCUACUACAACACCAGGGCCAAGCUGGUGUCCAAGAUCGUGAAGUACCCCCUGGUGGAAGAUCACCGCCGCACGGUGGCCGAGGUGGACGAGAACGAGUAUCUGAGCGUGCGCCGGAUCCUGCUGCACGUUCGGAACCAGUAUGCCACCUUGCACGACGUGAUCCUCAAAAACAUCGAGAAGAUCAAAACUCCUUGGACCACCAACACUGACAACCUCUACUGAGGGCUUUUCUCCACCCCUCUUUCCUUCAGGAGGUGGUCCAGCUGUUUAGGCAGCCAAAGGGGGUUCUUAAUGACUCUACAGGUGACGAAGCGACUGGAAAUGUGCGUUACGUUUAAUGACAGUUGCGUACGGCUUUACCCUCACACUCAGUCCUUGUGGUGUAGCUGUUACUUGCUUUUUCUUUCCCCGAGAGGAUGAGGACAGACCAUGGUAGGGUUGGCCAGGGAGGAGGACUGCUGUUUUUAAAAGCAGUUUUGUAGAUGAAUGUUGGCCAGGGUUCUUUUUUAUGGCAUUGGUGACAUUGGAUGGUUUCAGGGGUUACUCAAAGAAAAAUCUAAAGUUCAAAAGAAAGUUAAAUGAAGUCUUUCCUGAGGUUCUGCUAUAUGUUACUUUGUUCAAACCUCAGAAAUGCUCCUUUUACCACCAUCGUUUGUUUUUUGCAAGGAAAGGGGUUUAAAGGGAUGUGUUUAGGUCAUUGUAUGUCUCCAGUUUGGCAGAUUGAAAUAAAGCGGUUUUAACAUUUUAUGAUGUACUAAGUGUGCUUAUCUGAACUGUAAUCUUCAGAGGUAUAGGAUUUCUGUCCUCAUUUGGACUCAUACCCUUGAUAUUUUUCAGCUCUGAUGCGUAAGAAAAAUGAGCGUAUAAAGAGUAACAGAUCUUCAUUGUUCUAAAGAAAUGGACUGCCAUGCCUCCCUUAGAAUGAAAAGGACUCUAUGAAAACUGCUUCCAUGCACAGCUUUCUACCGUCUCUGCAUCUUCCGGUUUCCUUUCACACAGCGUAGAAUUCCUUCUGUGUAUUCAUUUAUCUCCUGAGUUCCUGCUGAAUCUUUUAAGCUUUGUAUCAUGUCUACUUUUUUUUCUCCUCAGUUGAAUUUCAUCUCUCUUCCCCUUUUGUCUCUUGAGAUGUCUCUUACGGCCU